GUUUAGUUUAGUUACUUAGUAAAAGAGAACAAAAUUAUAGACAAAGCAUGGAACACACAGAGACACACUGUUGCAGUCCACAACAAGCAAGGAGUCAUCUAGUGGGCCCAUGUUGCAUGUAGGACACUUUGUCCACCUAUCUUAUCCCUCUCGGAGUGGGUGUGUGUAAUACACUCUUCAAAUGCAAAGAUUCCUGUAAACAGCAACAGAGACCAGAGCUCUGAAUCUGAUAGAAAAAUACAUGAACAGAUAGAUUUGACCAUAAAAGGAAAAAUACCCAUUAGUUUCUUCAUCAUUGCACAAACUCCAACUGUUACAGCACCCAAACCCCCCAAAAAAAAAAUAAAAAUAAAAAACUAAAGAAUUCCAAGCUUUCUCCAGAUUAUUCCCUUUUCUAUCCUACAUAAUGAAGCCAGAAUCCUUUUAAGUUUUGACCAGUGCGGAACAUGCAUAGCCUAAUCAAAAUCUUGAAGCCUGAUGAUUCCCUUUUCUUUCUUUUUUUCUUACAUAUUCUAAAUCAUAACCCAGUAUCCAGAACUCUUUAAUUAACCAGUACUUAGCAUAAGCAUACAUCACCAAGCUAAAUCUUGAGCCAAGUAAAGAAAUGGGCUAUCUUGAUUCAUUACUUUUCUUGAUUCUUUCUCUCUUUGUUUUAUUCCAUACUCAAGAAGCAGCCACGGAUUUUCCUCUUUCUAGCUUCAAUAACAUAACAUCUCAAUGUCCUAUGGAUCUUAAUUAUGUCUUAAGAAUCCCCUGGAACAAAACUUCUUGCCAAAAUUACCAACCAUCUCAGGACAACACUAGCAAUCCUCAAAACGACAUCACCAGCACAGACCCAUGUUGCAGGACUCUUCUUUCUCUUUUUGGAGUAGGUCUUGCUCAACAUCUUAAAGAAACCUCUCUUUUUCAGCUUCCAAGCUUUAACACUUCUGUUUCUUGUCUUAAAGAUUUUCAAGAAAAGCUUAGUUCUUUAUUUUUUCCAGAUGAUAUUGUUUCUCAUUGUUUAGACCCUAAUCAGUUUGUUUUAACUCCUAAUAUAUGUGCUGAAGUUCAGACUUAUCAGGAUUGGGUUACUAAAUUGGGCAAGUCAACUGCGCUUGAUUCAGCCUGUAAGCCUGAUCUUGUUGAUCUUACAUCUUGCAGUGCAUGUGUUGCAGCUGGGUUUAAAGUCCAGUCGUCUUUGAUAUUGAUUGAUGGUGAUAAAACUCAUGCUACGGAUUGUUUUUACUUUACAGUUUUAUAUGCUGCUGGUAUUGUUAAUGAGUUUGGUCCUGAAAGUGAUGGUGCCGUUACUUGUAUUUUUGGGCUAGAUUUGGAUUCUAAGGUGGGUUCAAGUAAUAAUGGUCAUUCUGCUCUUGUUUUUGGUUUAACUGGUGCCAGUGUUGCUGUUUUGGUUAUGUCUAUUUUGUUAGGAUUGUAUUUCUGGUAUGACAAGAAAAGGAGAAAAAGGAAUCCUCCUUCUCCUUUUGAUUUGGAGGAACGUGGGUCUAGGCCAAAAUUGAGGCCUAACACUGGGUCAAUUUGGUUCAAGAUUCAUGAUCUUGAGAAAGCAACUGAUAAUUUUUCGCAGAAGAAUUUUAUUGGGAGAGGAGGGUUUGGUUUUGUUUACAAGGGGGUUUUGUCUGAUGGAACUACUGUAGCUGUUAAGAGGAUUAUAGAAUCUGAUUUUCAAGGUGAUACUGAAUUUUGCAAUGAAGUUGAGAUUAUCAGCAAUUUGAAGCACCGGAAUCUGGUGCCGCUUAGAGGGUGUUGUGUUGUUGAUGAAGAUGAGGAUUAUAUUGAGAAAGGGAGUCAAAGAUAUCUUGUUUAUGAUUAUAUGCCUAAUGGGAAUCUUGAUGACCAUUUGUUUCCAUCAACUGAUAAUCGAAAUGAGAAGAAACUAUUGACUUGGCCUCAGAGGAAGAGCAUAAUCUUGGAUGUGGCAAAGGGGUUAGCUUAUUUGCAUUAUGGAGUGAAGCCUGCAAUUUAUCAUAGAGAUAUUAAGGCCACAAAUAUAUUGUUAGAUGCUGAUAUGAGAGGAAGAGUGGCUGAUUUUGGGCUGGCAAAGCAGAGCAGGGAAGGUCAGUCUCAUCUUACAACAAGAGUGGCUGGUACUCAUGGAUACUUGGCUCCUGAAUAUGCUCUUUAUGGGCAAUUGACAGAGAAGAGUGAUGUUUAUAGCUUUGGGAUCGUUGUUCUUGAGAUAAUGUGUGGGAGAAAAGCUCUUGAUUUGUCUUCUUCAGGGUCUCCACGAGCUUUUUUGAUCACUGACUGGGUUUGGUCAUUGGUUAAGGCUGGAAAAAUAGAAGAGGCUUUGGAUCCUUCUUUGUUGAAGGAUGGGGAUUCUUCAAACUCAAACCCAAAAGCUAUAAUGAAGAGCUUUGUGCUUGUUGGGAUUUUGUGUGCUCAUGUUAUGGUGGCUCUAAGACCUACUAUAAUGGAUGCUCUGAAAAUGUUGGAAGGAGAUAUUGAUGUUCCCCCAAUUCCUGAUCGGCCAAUACCUCUUAGCCAUCCUUCCUCUUUCGGUGAUGGCAAUACCUUCACCAUCUCACCAGCACUGAGUUUUCCACAAUUGAACAGUGGAGACAUGCUCAGGCUUCCGGAACUAAAAAUCAAGACACAUAUGCCGGCUUAGUAUCAAAUGAACGGACUACCGAGGGCAACCAUAGUGUCAGGAUUGAUAACACAGACUGCAGGGACUGUAAUUAGCUGAUUUAGGCCAAUUUAAGUGGAGGAAAGAGGUGUACGGGAUUCUUGGAAACUGAGGCAUGAGAAGGUGGCCAAGUGGACAAUGCGUAUUGACUGGAAGGAGAUAUUGCCAUGGACGUCAAGUAAGGAGAGGUGCAUGAAUUCUCAUAAGCUCUUGCAUUGUUUUUUCUUUUUUCCUUUUCUGGCGUAAGCAUUUACUUUAGUGGUAGUGGCUGGAAAUUUUCAAGAAUGCCGACUGAUGAAUGAAUUAAAUAUAGUGUUAAGAGUGAGAGUGCUCUUUCUUUGCAUCUUCCGAAUUGAAUCUUUCUUUCCUUUUUUUCCCCUCUAAUUUCUCGACAUAAUGAUGCGACUCUUUAGCAUCAGAAUUAUUAUUUUUGCAAUUCUCUAUACACUACAAAUGUUUAUCUCUAAACAGGAGAUACCCUUAUUUUCUUCAUACAUUUUCUUU
Molecule: messenger RNA, 3136 nt
Organism: Ricinus communis (castor bean)
Lineage: Eukaryota; Viridiplantae; Streptophyta; Magnoliopsida; Malpighiales; Euphorbiaceae
Product: probable receptor-like protein kinase At1g11050
Exons: 2
Coding region: 605-2614 (669 amino acids)
Biological process (GO): protein phosphorylation
Molecular function (GO): ATP binding; protein kinase activity
Source: RefSeq, a predicted model, not a curated record